Molecule: messenger RNA, 3306 nt
Organism: Medicago truncatula (barrel medic)
Lineage: Eukaryota; Viridiplantae; Streptophyta; Magnoliopsida; Fabales; Fabaceae
Product: histone-lysine N-methyltransferase CLF-like
Biological process (GO): heterochromatin formation
Cellular component (GO): PcG protein complex; nucleus
Molecular function (GO): histone H3K27 methyltransferase activity; chromatin binding; protein binding
Source: RefSeq, a predicted model, not a curated record
UUGCUUCUACAACAGUCCAUAUAUAAAUUCAAAACCACGACUCUUUCCCCCCAUUCCCUGUCACUUCACCCAACAAAUUAAAACAGUCAAAGUCUUUAUCUAAAGCGGCCCAAAAAUAAAUUAAUAUAUAUAUUUUUUUUAUGGAUUUUCAGAAAUGAAUUAGGGUUUCACAAUCGCAAUUGAAUCUGCAUGAAUCGGAUUCAGAUCCGAUUCCGCAUUUCCUAUUCGGGUUCCCAUAACCUUCUCCACCGUCAUUGCCACCUUCCAUGGCGUCAAGCUCUCCGCCUCCGCCUUCCCCUUCUUCUUCUUCCAGAUCCGACCCUCCGCUCGAUCCUUCCACAAAGAAAGCGGAGGAAACAAGUCCUGCAGUUAAAGACGUGUUAGCGGUUAUUGAAUCUUUGAAGAAACAAGUUGCUGCAAAACGAAUUGUUACGGUCAAGACUAGAGUGGAAGAAAAUAGACAGAAACUGAUUGCUACAACUAACCAGCUAUGGAAAUCGUCGGCGGAGAGGACAUGCGGCAUUGCCGAUACAGAUAGAGGUCUGGAUUUGCUGAGUAAGAGGCAAAAAGAAGCAAUUGAUAUGCAUAAUGGUAUUCGUGCCGGUAAUGAUGAUGGUGAGAGCAAUGGUUAUAAUGGAGAUGACCAUGGUUCUACGGCAGUUCUUCUAGGAUCUAAUUAUGCUGUAAAGAAUGCUGUUCGGCCUAUUAAAUUACCUGAAGUAAAAAGAUUGCCUCCUUACACUACGUGGAUUUUUCUGGACAGAAAUCAAAGAAUGACAGAGGAUCAAUCAGUAUUAGGUCGGAGGCGUAUUUAUUAUGAUCAAAAUGGUGGUGAAGCACUUAUUUGCAGCGACAGUGAGGAGGAACUAAUUGACGAAGAAGAGGAAAAAAGAGAAUUCGUAGAAUCAGAAGAUUUUAUACUUCGCAUGACUAUCAGAGAAUUUGGUUUAUCUGAUGUUGUUUUGGAGAUCCUGGCUCAGUGCUUUUCUAGAAAAACUAGUGACAUUAAGGUCAGAUAUGAAACUUUUUGCAAUGAAGACAAUAGUGGCGAGGAUUCUAAAAAUGGAGAUGCACAAGAUAAUUCCCAAAUUGACGAUUCUUUUCUGGAAAAGGAUCUUGAAGCGGCUCUUGACUCUUUUGACAACCUAUUUUGUCGCCGAUGUCGUGUUUUCGAUUGCAGAUUACAUGGAUGCUCUCAGGAUCUUGUCUUCCCGGCUGAGAGGCAACCUUCGUGGACUCCUCCUAACACUGAAGAUGUACCAUGUGGGCCAAAUUGUUUCCGAACGGUACUUAAGGCAGAAAAAAUGGCCAAAGUCACAUCUACUCAGACUGAUGUUGAAGACAAAUCCUCUGGUGGUGCUCUAUCUAGGAAAAAAUCUUCUGGUAGAAGGCGUAUAAAAUGCAGCCAAAGUGAAAGUGCUUCAUCUAAUGCUAGGAACAUAUCUGAGAGUAGUGACUCGGAGAAUGGUCCUGGACGGGAUGCUGCUUCAGGCUCCCACUCAGCCCCACCUAAAACUAAACCAGUGGGGAAAAGUGGAAUCGGUAAGAGAAACAGUAAGCGAGUGGCAGAACGCGUUCUAGUUUGCAUGCAGAAACGGCAGAAGAAAACAGUAGCUUCUGAUUCUGAUUCCAUUGUAAGUAGUAUUCUUUGUUCAAGUGACAUGCAUUAGUCCAAUUAUUACCAAGAUAAUAAAGAAACAAUUAUUUUAUUACACAAAUGUGUCAAAUUUCUUAAUAUUAAAAGAUCCAAAAGGAAUUUGGUUUGUGAUAAUCUGUACAUAAUGCAGAGUGAAGCUCCUGACCGCUCAUUGAAUGAUAUGGUUUCUGACCCACAUGUUAUGAGUGGGGAAGACAACACGAGGAAAGAAGAAUUUGUGGAUGAAAACAUUUCAAAACAAGAAUUGGCUGAUAAUAAAUCUUGGAAAACUCUUGAAAAAGGGCUUUUAGAAAAAGGAAUGGAGAUUUUUGGCAAAAACAGCUGCCUAAUAGCCAGGAAUCUCUUAAAUGGUCUAAAGACAUGUUGGGAUGUUUUCCAGUACAUAAAUUGUGAAGAAGGGAAGUUGUCUGGUUCUACUGGGGAUGCUACAAAUUCUCUCGUGGAAGGCUAUUCCAAGGGUAAUAAUGAAGUGAGAAGAAGGUCAAAAUUUUUACGUAGAAGAGGAAGAGUCCGUCGUUUAAAGUAUACCUGGAAAUCUGCUGCGUAUCAUUCAAUCAGGAAAAGGAUUACAGAGAGAAAGGAUCAGCCCUGCCGACAGUACAAUCCAUGUGGAUGCCAAUCAGCUUGUGGAAAGGAGUGUCCUUGUCUUCUAAAUGGAACCUGCUGUGAGAAGUACUGUGGAUGCCCCAAGAGUUGUAAAAAUCGAUUUCGAGGCUGUCAUUGUGCGAAGAGUCAAUGCCGAAGUCGUCAAUGUCCAUGCUUUGCUGCAGAUAGGGAAUGUGAUCCAGAUGUUUGUAGGAACUGUUGGGUCAGCUGUGGUGAUGGCACUCUUGGGAUUCCUAGUCAAAGAGGGGAUAAUUAUGAAUGUAGAAACAUGAAGCUUCUUCUCAAACAGCAGCAAAAGGUUCUUCUUGGACGGUCUGAUGUGUCUGGCUGGGGAGCCUUCUUAAAGAAUAGCGUUGGUAAGCAUGAAUACCUUGGAGAGUAUACCGGAGAGUUGAUUUCUCACCGGGAAGCAGAUAAGCGAGGGAAGAUAUAUGACCGUGAAAAUUCAUCUUUUCUCUUUAAUCUGAAUGAUCAGUUUGUUCUUGAUGCUUAUCGAAAGGGUGAUAAAUUGAAGUUUGCAAACCACUCUCCUGUUCCAAAUUGUUACGCGAAGGUUAUUAUGGUUGAUGGAGAUCAUAGGGUAGGAAUAUUUGCUAAGGAACGAAUUAAUGCUGGUGAGGAGCUGUUUUAUGAUUACCGUUACGAGCCCGAUAGAGCUCCUGCUUGGGCUCGAAAGCCAGAUGCCCCUGGAUUGAAAAAAGAAGACGGUGCUCCUUCAAGUGGUCGUGCAAAGAAGCUUGCUUAAUGAGAGUUUGUUUAAAAAUUAAAAAUCCAUUCUUUUAGGUAUUCUUUAAUCAACACAUAGAGGGAGCAGUUUCAUUGAUAGCUGAAAGAAGUAUUUGUUGAGUUCUUUUGUUCGUAGCAAGGCCAUACAAUUGUUACAGCAUAGGUAAAAUUACAUUUAAACAUUCAUUUUGGCAUUAGCUAUCCCAGAUGGAUAUUAGUGUAAUCCUUUUUCCCGAAGGGGAAUGAGCAAAUGCAUAUCAGUGGAAGACAUUUUUCAAAUCUUACAAAAAAUAUUAUGAUUAUUUGAAUCAUCUUAA